UCUGCUCAGUAUGAUCAGCUCAGCAUCCCCCCUUCCUCCCACCACCCCAAACCCCUCACUACUAACAUCCCAGACCCAGCUAUGUUCCUUGGGCUGAAGGAGGAGAGGGGAAAACUGUGGAAUUCUAAUGCUGUCAUCGUUUUGGGAAGGGAGAAGCUGAAAGGUGUUUGAUCCCUAAUCAAACCAACUCCCUUCACAUUCACCUCAUCCUCUGUUUUGAAACCCAAGUCCUGUAAAAACUGGCAGGGGUUAAAAACCUUCCAACACUGCCAGCUUUUCAUCCGGGUUUCCUGAAACACUUGGAAUUGCAGGUGCUGGUGAGAGUCCCAGGAACGAAGCAGAAUUGUUUCCCACUCUUUUCCAACAUGCUCUUUUCUCCCAGAGAGAACUGGAUGGGGAUUGCUGAGAGUUUGGGAAAUGGGAGGCUUUGCCCAGCAGUGGGUGCAGGGGCCUUGCCAGAUCCUGUGGCACCCAGAGUCUUCCUGAUCUCCAGAUCUUUGCCUUUAUCCUUUACCAUGAAAGCAGCACAUGGGCGACAGACCCCCAAAAAUGAGCCUGAUGGACAUCAACAAAAUGUUCUCCAUGCUCCAGCCCAGGGAUGACGAGCAGGAGGACGAUGGGGAGAGCGAGGAGCUGAGCCGGGCAGUGUCUGAGGAUGACUGUGAAACGCUGCAUCGCCUCCUGUCCCAGGACAGGUACAAGAGGCUCAUCAACCGCCGGAGCGGCUGGGGAGUCCCCAGCACCCCCCUGCGCCUGGCGGCCACGCGGGGCUGCGUGCGGAGCCUGCGGGUGCUGCUGGCCCACGGGGCUGAGGUGGACGGCCUAGACGUGAAGGCCCAGACCCCGCUGUUCGUGGCCGUCAGCAAUGGCCACCGAGAGUGCGUGGAGGCCCUGCUGGAUGCCGGGGCCAGUCCCGCAGGCAGCAUCUACAACAACUGCUCCCCGCUGCUCCUCGCGGCCAGGGACGGCAACGUGGACAUCCUGCGGCAGCUCCUGGAGCACGGAGCAGAGCCCAACGUCCAGGCCAGGCUGCCCCAGUGGGCGGCCAACUCAGUGUCCUGUUCUGGACCCCUGUACCUGGCGGCCGCCUACAAGCACCUGGAGUGCUUCAGACUGCUGCUCCUGCACGGGGCCGACCCCGACUACAACUGCACGGAUCAGGGGGUGAUCGCCCAGAUCAAGGAGCCCAAGACCCUGCUGGAGACGUGCCUGAGGCACGGCUGCCAUAGCAAGUUCAUCAAGCUGCUCAUUGACUUUGGAGCCAAUGUGUACCUGCCCAACGUGCCCGUGGAUGGGCCGGCACCACGCAGCGAGGGGCUGGAGCUGCUGCUGCAGGCCAGAGCUCAUCCCAAGUCCCUGCUGUCCCAGUCCCGACUGGCCAUGAGGCGAAUCCUGAAGCAGCCUGGCCACCUGUCCACCCUCAGAGAGCUGGAAAUCCCCACAGUCCUGGCCAACUACCUGCAGCACCAGCCGUGACACAGCCCGCCUCCAGGGACAGCCACUCUGACAUCUGGGAGUGAAGCUCUGAAAUCCAUGGAACCAACAGGAAUUUGUGUCACAAAGU
Manacus vitellinus (golden-collared manakin) is the source of this 1564-nucleotide messenger RNA. RefSeq names its product ankyrin repeat and SOCS box containing 12 (gene ASB12). The coding region runs from base 529 to 1476 and encodes 315 amino acids. The transcript is spliced from 3 exons. Gene Ontology annotation, cellular component: nucleus; cytoplasm. Gene Ontology annotation, molecular function: protein binding. Gene Ontology annotation, biological process: regulation of barbed-end actin filament capping. NCBI's taxonomy places the organism in Eukaryota, Metazoa, Chordata, Aves, Passeriformes, Pipridae. The record is from RefSeq and is a predicted model, not a curated record.